This is a messenger RNA of Daphnia carinata, 1130 nucleotides long. RefSeq names its product sulfotransferase 1E1-like. Gene Ontology annotation, molecular function: sulfotransferase activity. Bases 36 to 1022 code for a protein of 328 amino acids. Lineage: Eukaryota; Metazoa; Arthropoda; Branchiopoda; Diplostraca; Daphniidae. The record is from RefSeq and is a predicted model, not a curated record. Gene Ontology annotation, cellular component: cytoplasm. Gene Ontology annotation, biological process: sulfation. The transcript has 7 exons.
UGGGUUAGUCGGUUAAGAGCAGUCACAGCACGAACAUGUCUGACGCAAAUUGGAAAUACGAAUUUCACGAGAUACCCAAAACAAAAGAAGAAGCUUUUAAGCAACUCUUUACCGGCUAUAAUGAAGGUCUCGUGAAGAGUGAACCUGGCGGAUUCGUCAUGCCGCCGACGUACGGCCGCAACGCCGAAAAGAUUUACCGGAUGCAACCGAGGAGUGACGACGUCUGGCUCGUUACUUUCCCUAAAUGUGGAACUAAUUGGACCUGCGAAUUGUUGUGGUUGCUGCAAAACAAUUGCGAUUUCGAAUCGGCCGGAAAAACGGGGCUCAUCAUCCGGACGCCAUUCUUAGAAAUGCCUUACUUGAGCUCACAAAUGCAUGCCAUGAAACACAUGUUUAUGAAUGUCGAUAAAGUGGAACAACUUCCUUCUCCGAGAAUCAUCCGGCCCCAUUUGCCCUUUUAUUUGCUGCCACCACGGUUGCUAGAUACAGCCAAGGUAGUUUACGUUGCUCGCAAUCCAAAGGAUGUCAUCGUUUCUUAUUACUUCCAUCACAAAUUGAUCAAAUUGCACGGAUAUACUGGAUCUAUGGAAGAGUUUGCUCAAUUUUUUAUGGAUGAUGAAGUUGCAUACGCCCCUUUUUUCCCACACAUUCUGGACGCUUGGUCCAAACGUCAUCAUCCCAACAUGCAUUUUAUGUUCUACGAAGACAUGAAAAGGGAUCUGCGCGGAGAAAUCUUGAAAGUGGCCGCUUUUCUUGGCAAGUCACUCACUGACGAGGAACUGGAAAAAUUGGCUGAACACUUGCGUUUUGACAAUUUCCAGAAAAAUGAAUCAGUCAAUAACGAAUCUGGUAAAAAGACUGGAGCUAUGAAUCAAGAUGGCCAUUUUAUCCGCAAAGGCAAAACAGGAGACUGGAAAAACCAUUUCAGCCCAGAGUUGAACGAACAAAUCGACAAGUGGAUCGAAAAGAACUUGGCCGGAACUGAUUUGACCUUCGUCACUGAACUAGAGCAUCAAGAUUAAAUUUUAAGCUUUCAUGAUCAUUGCCACUAUUGUCAUGUGACACAAUGAGCAAGUUCUUCUAGAAAUUAAACUUUGAAUUAAAAAAAAAUAAAGCAAGUGAAAAAUUCA